Populus trichocarpa (black cottonwood) is the source of this 2431-nucleotide messenger RNA. RefSeq names its product SWI/SNF complex component SNF12 homolog. The record is from RefSeq and is a predicted model, not a curated record. Gene Ontology annotation, cellular component: nucleus; SWI/SNF complex. The transcript has 2 exons. Lineage: Eukaryota; Viridiplantae; Streptophyta; Magnoliopsida; Malpighiales; Salicaceae. Gene Ontology annotation, biological process: regulation of transcription by RNA polymerase II. Bases 572 to 2182 code for a protein of 536 amino acids.
ACUGGAAAAAAAAAAAAAAAAACCAGAGCUUGGCUCGUCUUCAAGAAACAGAGAAUUUGAAAAAAAAAAAAAAAUAAUUCUGAAAGCGAAACAUUGAACUGCAAAGCCUCUCUGUUUCAUCCUUGUAAGCUUCUAUUUUUUUUCUCUUCUUAUGUUCUUUCACGACAUUUUCAUAUCUAUAAUCUUGUUAUUGAGAUUUACGCAUUGCCUAGCUAGUUUUUGAAAAGAAAAUCAAAAUCACAAGGAAGAAAAGUUAUGGCCUUUGAUUUUGUUUAAUCAUUUUUCAGUUAGAGAUUUGCUUGAUGUAUGUUUAGUUUAAAAAUUGUGGGUUGGUUCAGGGUUUGAUUGUGGAACUAGGGUUUUGAAGUUUUGGUUCAGAGUAAGCUACUUUCAUUGUUUAAGCUUAGUUUUUAGUUUUUACACUUUAAAGUUGUGAAAUUUGGUGUUAUUUUUGAAAACCCAGAAUUUGAUUUUUGUGUUAUUUUAAGAGGUUGUCUGGGGUUUUGUUGUUGUUGGAUGUAGAAUUGUUUAGUUUUGAGGUAAAUUGUGGCUGUUUGAGAUUGGGGUUUUAAUGAAUAAUAAUAGUAGUAAUCCUGGAAGAAGUAUUGGGGUUCCGCCCUCGUUUGUGAAUUCUGUUGCAAAGGCACAAUCUAUGCACGUGAACCACCAAGCACCGCAGUUGCUAUCACAGUCACAACCUCAAACACAAGUUGGGCAUCCGGGCCACUUUCAGCUGUCCGAGCCGCAAGCUCAGGUCCUGGGACAUGCUCAGUAUGCACAGGCAGCUCAUGCUCACUUUCAAUCUCAGAUACAAUUGGCCAACCAAUCCAUUGCUCAGUUGCAAAAUGUCAAUUCUGGUAAUGUUGGUGUACAAUCACCUCCUGUAGCCACGCCUAGCAUUACUAGUGCUAAAAAGUCCAGCCAUAAACCGCCUUCAAGGCCUUCAGGUGGUUCAUCAAAUGCCAACAUGGCUUCACUGUUUAAGACCAUGGAGUUGACUCCAGCUGCUCAUAGGAAGAAAAGGAAGCUUCAUGAGAAGGAGAUACCUGAAAAAGUGGCAGCUCUUUUGCCAGAGUCUGCACUUUAUACCCAGCUGCUUGAAUUUGAGGCUAGAGCGGAUGCUGCUAUGGCAAGAAAGAAGAUGGAUAUUCAAGAGUCACUUAAAAACCCUCCACGUGUUCGGAAAACACUUCGGGUAUAUGUAUUUAACACUUUUGAAAAUCAGGUGCAAGGGGCUAACGAGAGGAAGAAUGCUGAGCCUCCUUCUUGGUCAUUAAAGAUCAUUGGGAGGAUAUUGGAAGAUGGGAAAGACCCUGUGCUGACUGGAAUGAUCCAGAAAUCAUAUCCAAAAUUCUCGUCUUAUUUCAAGAAAAUUACAAUAUACUUGGACCAGAGCCUGUAUCCAGAUAACCAUGUAAUUUUAUGGGAGAGCACACGGUCACCUGUUCUUCAUGAGGGCUUUGAGGUCAAGAGAAAAGGAAAUAAGGAAUUUACUGCAAGAAUUAGGCUGGAAAUGAAUUAUGUGCCUGAGAAAUUCAAGCUUUCACCUGCUCUUUCAGAAGUCCUUGGAAUUGAGAUAGAGACUCGCCCCAGAAUUUUGGCGGCAAUUUGGCAUUAUGUGAAGUCUAGGAAGUUGCAGAACCCAAAUGAUCCCUCCUUCUUCACAUGUGACCCCCUUCUUCAGAAACUAUUUGGGGAAGAGAAGAUGAAAUUUUCUCUGGUUUCACAGAAGAUAAGUCUGCAUUUAACCCCUCCACAGCCUAUUCAUUUGGAACAUAAGAUCAAGCUCUCAGGGAAUUUCCCAGCUGGAACUACUUGCUAUGAUUUCAUAGUCGAUGUUCCUUCACCAUUACAAAAGGACCUUGCUGCGUACUUGACCAGCACAGAGAGUAACAAAGAAAUUGAUGCUUGUGAUGAAUUAAUAAGUAACUCUAUACUGAAGAUACAUGAGCAUCGUCGGAGGCGGGCUUUCUUUCUUGGUUUCAGUCAGUCUCCAGCAGAGUUUAUUAAUGCUUUGAUUGCUUCUCAGAGCAAAGAUCUGAAGCUUGUCGCUGGAGAUGCUAGCCGCAAUGCAGAAAAAGAGCAGCGAUCUGGUUUCUAUAAUCAGCCAUGGGUGGAAGAUGCUGUUAUUCGUUACCUAAAUCGCAAGUCUACAGGAAGUGAUGCUCCUGGAAGCUCUUGAAUAAACGAUCCCCAGAUUGUCAAAAAGGUGGUAUGGAGUUCAAUUAUUGUGAUACCAUUUUGGUCUCCAGUUCCUUUUUGUUCUCUUGUAUUGAUUUAGUUUGUUUCUGCAGUUACGUAGAGGAGUCUUAGAUCCUAUUUCUUAGAGGCCUUAUGAUGGGAAUUCAUUGUCAGGUUGUGGCUCACAUGGUGGCUAUUUAUUAUGCUUCAUGAAGAAAUAUAUGAUAUCUUGUUACAUAGUAUUCAUAAA